AUGCUGGCGGAGAACUACCGUGCGGGAAUGCAGCAGCCACACAAAGAUCAGCUGCAACCUCUGCAGCAAACAAUAGGUACAGUGACGGGAGACGGGCAGCAUCUGCAGCAGCAAUGUACCGUCUGGCACCAGCAGCAGCAACAGGCACAUCAGCAAAGGCAACUGGCUCAGCCCCAGCAGCAACAGGGGCCACAACAGCAGCAGCACUCUGCAUGGACUUGGACACCAGCAUCCGCACAACCGCUGACUAUUUCCUCUCAGUAUUACAGCCCUGCAGAUGAUUACCCGCAACAGCACCUGCAGCAGGCGCAACUUCAGCAACAGCAGGACCUGCUGCUGCAGCACCAACAGUCCACGGCAGCACAAAGAGUAAUUUCAGGGGCAGAAGACAGUCAAGAGUGGUUCAUUGACGAUCAGAACUGUCCUGUGCCGCCCCAGCUGAUCUACCCGCUGCAGCAGCAACUGCAGCACCAGCAGGAGGUGCAGCUGCAGCAACAGGAAGAGCAGAACAUGCAGCUGAUGGCGCUGCUGCAGCAACAGGAACGGCGAAUUCUCCAUCGUGAGAAGCAACUGUUGGCCACCGACACGUCUAACAGCUUGCCACUACAAGAAACUGCCGCCGCAAGUGUAGCACACGACUCUCUUCAUCGAACGCAGGAAUCUAUAUCACCUCCCCAGCACGGCCGAGUGCAGUGGAGUACGCAACAGCAGCAGCAACACCAUCACCAACAGCAUCCCACAGAAUAUUUUACCGGUCUUGCAGGCUUCCCUGAUUCUGCAGUUGGAGGGUGCGGUUCUGCGCCUGUCAUGUAUUCGGCAAGCGCCUCCCUGCAGCAGCAGCAUCAACAGUAUCAGCAGCAGGGCCAGCAGCGCCUGCAUCAGCACGUGAUCGCAGGCCAUAAGCCUCAGUCAGCAACGGUUGCCUUUGUUCCUUCGACCAAGGGGAAGGGGAAGGGGCGCUUUUGGGGAGUGACUCGAGCUGUCGUCGUGGGAUGUACAUACACCCAACAUAAGAACUAUAACUUGCGGGGACCCGCCAAUGACGCUCACCUCCUGGCGCAUGCACUGGUACAGCUGCUGCGGGUGGAGCCUGACAAUCUGCUGCUGUUAAGCGACGCGCUUCCGGAUACGCCAUAUCGAGGCAGCAGAAACAGCAGCAGCGACAGAGUUCCCAGGGCCCCCCCACAGAGAGCAGCAGCAAAGCCUCGCAGUAGCAGCAGCAGCAGAGAGCACCCUAAGGGACUCGUUCUACACCCAACAGUGGACAUAUCUAAGUUGGAGGACCCCCAACCCAACCCCUCUGCGCCGACUCAACCGACGAAACAGAACAUUCUUAUUGCGUUGAACUGGCUGGUUAAAGACGCCGUCCCUGGAGAUAGGCUUUUCUUUUACUUUAGCGGGCACAGCACCCAAGUAGACAAUCUCUCUGCCUACGAGGGGGAAGGCUACGACGAGGCGCUCCUGCCGGUGGACUUCGACUCCCUUGGCAGCGAAGAAGAUGCAAAUCUGUUGCUAACGACCCACGUGAAGGAGGUGCUGCUGAGUGUCUCACCUCAAGUGCACGUGUGCAUGAUCCUGGACACCUGCGGAUGCCAGACAAUCCUUGACCCGGCGGGGACAGGCAGUGUCUGGACUUUCAUCAAGGGAGUAAAGCAGAAGGGACUGUGGCCGCUCUUAACAGACCCAACGAAUCGUAUGCAGCGGGCAAACUACGAUUCGAACGUCUGGCUGGACCCGAACAUGCAGGCACAGCGCGUGCGGCCCCGUUACUUGCCUUGCGUUGAGAUAUCUUCCUCUAAUGCAGUCCGUUGCCCAGUCCUCUGCUCGUCAAGGCCCCUCAGCGGCAGCAACAAAGCUUACCUGCUUGCUGCAGCUCCCUGGAGCCAGGUGGCUGUUGAGGCGGCGCUGCCUUCCAUAGAGUUGCCCGUUCGCCUUUCUCAUGAAGGGCCCCUUGCUUUUGCCCCCAAUUUAAGUGUCUCUGAUGGGGGGAGACCAGUGGUCCACGGCAUAUUUACAUGGUGCCUAGUGUCUGUCCUCCUGGAGCUCUUUGGCCCGAUGAACGCCUCGGGAGGCCGCCGGGUGUCUUAUCAGUGCCUCAUAGACCGCAUCAGGACACGCGUUAAAGACUUAAAGUGGAACCGUCUGUUUGCACUCGACCAAAUGCCCGAGCUAACAGUACACACGGGGGGAAACGCGUCUUUCGAAGAUUUGUUUUAUUCUUUGGGGUGGCCAGCUGCCUUUUCUCCCCCUUCUUCGCCGUCUGCAGCGGGCAGCAUCAAGGACGACAGGCUGCAGCAGACGUUCACAGCAGCGCUGACGGCUUCGCAGCGCCUUAGCGCUGCAUGCUGCGUUCAGAGGCCCGAUGCAGCACAAGCUGCUGCUGCUGCUUCGGGAGGCCCCUCAGAGUACAUGGAAGGGUACUCCUUUCUAGAUCCUGCGAAGGCGUGGCUGGAGCUGACCUGUGGGGGUCCCAUUUCCAGUCUCCGUAGCUGCCGGUCAGCUUCUUCUCUUCCGCCCUACGCCUUUAGCAGCAGCUCUAUGCCAGCCUCUCAGGUGGCGCCCCACUUCAUCGACCCCCGAGAGCAGCUGCUGCUGCAGCAACACCAGCCAUACACCGCAGCAGAGUGCUUCCGCCUUGUGCAGAGCCGAGAAGAUUCAGCAGACUCUGUCGCCUCAUUUGACACUUUUGCGCCGAAGAAACCUCGCGCUUCCAUUGGUGAAGGCGCCGCACCCCCAGCGGCGGCGGCGGCUGCAGCUGGAGGAGCUGCUAACGGGAGAUGGGGGCAUUUGCAGAGCCAUGAAGAACACUACCGAGAAGCAGGGGACUGCUCUGCCAGCAGGAGCAGCGGAGAUUCCCCUCUGCCUGUUGCGGACUUCAACAGCAACAGAAGCCUUGGCGUUGGAUUCUUGUACACACCAGGCAGCACUUUGCUGCUGCCUCCCCACAGAGGCCUCCAGCCCUCUACAGCUGCAACGACAACAGCAACAGCAGCUCGGCGAGACGGGGGCAUUCCUCAUGGCACUGCGGGCCCCUCGGGGGCCUUGUCGCAGCAGCACGAUGCUGCCAGCAGCCCAAAAGAAGCUGCUGCGGCAGCGCGAGCGGCAUACAUUGCUGCUGCUUCUAAGCACAUUGAUGAGAGGUUCAAAGCAGAGGCAGCUGUAGGAGCGGCCAGGAACGCAGCGUAUCAGGCGCAGCUGAAGAAGGCUCAAGAUGUGGCGCCCCAGGCGCAUGAACUGGCGCGCCUGGUGAUGCAGCAGCAGCAGCAGCAACAGCAACAGCAGCAACAAGAAGGUGGGCACCGUUCCGGCCUGUCGCAACAACCAAAAGGCCAUAAAGGCUCCCUCAAGGACAACACCCGAAAAAUUCCCAUAUACGAUGCCUCCCCGCCCCCCAUUUACGAAGCCACACCUGACUGA
Messenger RNA from Eimeria maxima, 3417 nucleotides. Its product is annotated as ICE-like protease (caspase) p20 domain-containing protein, putative. Bases 1 to 3417 code for a protein of 1138 amino acids. Gene Ontology annotation, molecular function: cysteine-type endopeptidase activity. The record is from RefSeq and is a predicted model, not a curated record. Gene Ontology annotation, biological process: proteolysis. The transcript has 10 exons. NCBI's taxonomy places the organism in Eukaryota, Apicomplexa, Conoidasida, Eucoccidiorida, Eimeriidae.